Molecule: messenger RNA, 1149 nt
Organism: Eurypyga helias (sunbittern)
Lineage: Eukaryota; Metazoa; Chordata; Aves; Eurypygiformes; Eurypygidae
Gene: RP2
Product: retinitis pigmentosa 2 (X-linked recessive)
Exons: 5
Coding region: 1-1011 (336 amino acids)
Biological process (GO): post-Golgi vesicle-mediated transport
Cellular component (GO): periciliary membrane compartment; cilium
Molecular function (GO): GTPase activator activity
Source: RefSeq, a predicted model, not a curated record
AUGAACUCGUACCAGAAGUUGUUCAAGAAGCUGUUGGGAUCCUUGGUGAUUCCAGGCACGGUUGACCCCAAAGAUUACACUUUUUCUGGACUUAAAGAUGAAACUGUGGGUCGACUGCCGGGAAAAGUAGCAGGACAACAAUUCGUCAUUCAGGACUGUGAGAACUGCAGCAUCUACAUAUUUGACCAUUCUGCUACAAUCACUGUUGAUGACUGUGUAAACUGCCAAAUCUUUUUAGGCCCAAUAAAAGGCAGCGUGUUCUUCCGUGACUGCAAAGAUUGUAAAUGCAUAGUGGCCUGCCAACAGUUUCGCACGCGGGACUGCAGGAAGCUGGAGGUAUUCUUGUGCUGUGCCACCCAGCCCGUUAUUGAGUCCUCCACAGGUAUGAAAUUUGGAUGUUUCCAGUACUAUUACCCUGAGCUCGCUUUACAAUUUAAAGAUGCAGGACUGAGUAUCUUCAAUAACACGUGGAGCAACAUCCAUGACUUUACCCCUGUGUCAGGAGAAAAUAACUGGGGCCUUUUGCCUGAGAAUGCUGUAGUACAAGAUUACGUUCCUCUGCCCAGCUCCGAGGAGCUGAAAGCUGUCAGAGUUUCUACCGAUGCAAUGAAGAGCAUCAUACCGGUAACUCGAGGGCGGAGGCAGAAAAGCAGCGAUGAAUCGUGUUUGGCUGUAUUUUUUGCUGGUGACUACACAACUGCAAAUGCCAGGAAGUUAAUUGAUGAGAUGACUGGCAAAGGCUUUCAGCUGGUACAGACAAAAGAAGUCUCAAUGAAGGCAGAGGAUGCUCACCGAGUUUUCCAGCAGUGUGCAUCAGAAUUCAUUCCACUUCUUGAAAAAGGUCCAGUGGUUGCUUUGGAGUUCAGUGGAGAUGGUGCUGUGGAAGGAUGUCGAAGCACUAUCAAUGAUGUUUUUAGUGGGACCAAGGUUUUUGUAUCGGAGAGCAAGGCAUCGGCGUCUCAAGAUGUAGACAACUUCUACAACUUUGCAGACAUGCAGAUGGGAAUGUGAAGUUUAUCAUGAAGGUGUUCACAUACGGUUUGUCUUGGCACUUGGAUGCUACUUGGCUUGAAGAUUGCAGUAGUGUCUGAGAAGUUCUGUCAUUUGGGUUUGUAUUUCUCAUAUUUUAUCCCUUUUAUAAAGCUAUUG